Gopherus evgoodei (Goodes thornscrub tortoise) is the source of this 5879-nucleotide messenger RNA. RefSeq lists its product as uncharacterized. The transcript has 25 exons. The record is from RefSeq and is a predicted model, not a curated record. Gene Ontology annotation, molecular function: nucleic acid binding; transmembrane transporter activity. Bases 787 to 5721 code for a protein of 1644 amino acids. Gene Ontology annotation, biological process: DNA integration; transmembrane transport. Lineage: Eukaryota; Metazoa; Chordata; Testudines; Testudinidae. Gene Ontology annotation, cellular component: membrane.
UCAGCCCCAAGCCUGAACCUGUCCUCCAGCAAGACCCAGUGCACUUUCCUCUGCUGCCUUUUUCUCCAUUUGCCUCUUUUAUUUUUUUUUAAUUUUUUUUCCCUUUUCAUUUUAAUGAAUCCCUUAAAACAGGAGUAAAACUUUAACCAAAUGAGCUGAUUAAAGCUUAUAUAAUCCUCUCAAGGACCCUUCAAUCAGGAUCUCUUUGUCGCAAGGGGGAAAACAGGAAUCUAGGAAGGUUUCAGCACCCCUAACAAAGGUGCCUAGUGACAUUUGCAAAGCAGGUGACUGAUGGUGGAUUUUAACAAGUCCUGUUUUGUUUGCCUUAGAAGGAACACCCCUUCUGCUGGGUUACCUGGAAGAUUCACAGACACAGGGACUCUAAUCUAAAGCCACAGGUGAAAAUCCAUGGCAGACGCACCUCGAUCAAACUAAAAAGCUCUUUUGCCAGCUCUCCUGUGGAUAUUUCAGCACUGGGAGCAACUCCGCAGCAGCAUCUUAGGUAAACGCCAAAUCUCUCCAGGGCUCCAAGGACUCUUCCAUCAGCUCUCUAAAGCCCCAAUCUGUUGCACACCAGAUACCCUUUGAGGGGAGUGACCUACGGAGCACUGGAUCUAGGAGCGUGACAUUCAAUUACAGAAGGAGACGCAUUAGCUCAGAGGCAGCAGCAGCCCCACAAUCACCGUUCUGGUUUGAGAUCCAUGCAGCUCUAGAAGUAUUUUGAAUCCUGGAGUAUUUUUUGUAGCCUGGGUUUUUUUCUGAGGGCAAGGUGCUGCCAGCGGGACCAUGUCUUUUGCCGAAUUCUUACACCAGGUGGGCGGUAUGGGACGUUUCCAAAUUAUCCACACAAUGUUGCUUACCAUCCCUAUCGUGCUGAUGGCCAGCCACAACCUCCUGCAGAACUUCACCGCCGCCAUCCCAGGACACCACUGCCAAGUCCAUAUCAAUGCCAACAACACUGGCUACCCUAAUGCCACCCUGCGCCUGGACUCCAAGGACCUGCUCCGGGUCGCCAUCCCCAUGGACAGGAACCGGCAGCCGGAGAAGUGCCGCCGCUUUGUCACCGCUCAGUGGCAGCUCCUAGACCCCAAUGUCACCGAGCCCAAUGGAACUCAGCUGGACACAGAGCCCUGCACGGAGGGGUGGACCUAUGAUAGGAGCAUGUUCACCUCCACCAUCAUUACUGAGUGGGACCUGGUGUGUAACUUGCAGAAGUUCCAGCAGAUGGCUCAGUCAAUCUACAUGGCCGGGGUGCUGGUGGGAGCACUCGUGCUAGGCGGUCUCUCUGACAGGUUUGGACGCAAGGCAAUGCUGAUUUGGUCCUUUCUGCAGCUGGCUGUGAUGGGAACCUGCACGGCCUUCGCCUCCAGUUACAUCUCCUACUGUAUCUUCCGCUUCCUGGGUGGGAUGGCUCUGUCUGGCUUUGGGCUCAGCACCGCCUGCCUGAUUGUGGAGUGGAUCCCCACUGAGUUCCGUACCAUCACCAUUGCCACCACAGGAUUCGUCUACACCCUGGGCCAGAUCCUACUGGCGGGCUUGGCAUAUGGCAUCCCAGACUGGCGCUGGCUCCAGCUGACUGUGUCUUUGCCUUUCUUCUUCUUCCUCAUCUAUUCCUGGUGGUUCGCAGAAUCUGCUCGCUGGCUGGUUCUGGCAGGUAAAGAUGACAGAGCAGUGAAGGUGCUCCAAAGGGUUGCCAGAAUGAAUGGGAAAUGGGAAGAAGGGGAGAAGAUUACCACAGAGAUCCUAAAAUCCAAAAUGCAGAAGGAACUGUCAACAGUGAAGUCCUCCUACACUAUCUCGGAUCUGGUACGCACGCCCGCCAUACGCCAGAUAUUCUGCUGCCUCUCAAUUGUGUGGUUCUCUACCAGUUUCUCCUAUUAUGGGCUGGCCAUGGACCUGCAGAACUUUGGCGUCAGUAUCUAUCUGAUCCAGUUGAUUUUUGGAGCUGUCGACUUCCCGGCCAAAGUGGUGGUCACCAUCUCCAUGUCCUAUAUUGGGCGCAGGAUCUCGCUCUCAGCCUUCCUCCUCCUGGCUGGGCUUGUCAUCAUUGCCAACAUCUUUGUGCCCAGAGAGCUGCAGAUAGUCCGCACGUCACUGGCUGUGAUUGGGAAGGGAUGUCUUUCAGCUGCGUUCAACUGUGUGUUUCUAUUCACAACCGAGCUCUACCCUACACCGAUCAGGCAGACCGGACUGGGCUUUGGAAGCACCAUGGCCCGGGUAGGAGGUAUUGUGGCUCCCCUGGCCAAGAUGUUGGAUGACUACUUCACCUUCUUGCCGCCAGUCGUCUACGGUGCUGCCCCAAUCAUCUCUGGCAUUGUGGCCACCCUCCUCCCGGAGACUCUCAACCAACUACUGCCAGACACUGUGGAGGAGGUGGAGAGCAGGUCUCAAAUGAAGAGGGGUAAAGACACCAAAGAGAAGAUUCCCCUUCAGAACCAGAAGAAAGUUCUGCUCAAAGAGACUUGGUGGACACCCGACCAAUGGGCCACCCUUCUGGCCCUGUAUUUGACGGGGAAAGCCCAAACCGUGUACUGGGGGCUAUCUGUGAACGAUGCCCGGGACUAUGCCCAGAUAACAGCGGCAAUUCGAGAUGCCUUAGACAUCAGCCCGGAAACCUUCCGACAGAGGCUCCGGAGUCUGUCCUACACCCCAGGUGCUCGACCCCGGUUGUUGGCCCAGGAGCUGAGAGACCUGUGCAAGUGGUGGCUGCAGCCCGACAGGCGGAACCCCAAGGAGCUCACUGAGCAAAUCAUCCUGGAACAGUUCGUCCAUAUCCUCCUGUCGCGGGGUCCAGACUUCUCUGGAGUCCUUUGUUCAAAUGCUGAGGAAAGCCCCGACGUCACCCCAGCAUUGCAGGCGGACUCCUGUGAGGACCCCGCCAAGGAGGCAGAAGAACUGGACCCUAUUACACAGGAAGUAGAGCCCGAGGACCCCCCGCCCACAUCUGCUAACGACCCCAGGGUUGACACUGACUUCUGCCGGGACCAACUGAGGGACCCUACCCUUAGUCGGGCAUAUGAGCCGCUGGCGGCCGUGGAUGGCGCUCUCAUUGAUCCAGGCCGAGCCCAGGUCUGGCCCCAUUUUGAGCUACGCCAUGACUGCCUCUAUCGGGUGGACCGAGAUUCCCACACCGGAGAGGUCCAGACCCAACUGCUGGUGCCUCAGUGCAACCACCACGCGGUGAUGAAACUCGCCCAUGAUGUCCCAGCUGCAGGGCACCUGGCCAUCCUGCUCUGGAGCAUCACCACCUGGGCCAUCGCUGAGGAGCUCAUCAAGGUCUUUGCCCGCGUAGGCUUGCUCUUGGCGAUUCUCACUGACCAGGGCACUUCCAGGCUGCUGCGGCAGGUUUGCAACUUCCUGGGGAUUAAUCAACUACGCACCUCCAUUUACCACCCACAAACCGACGGCCUGGUAGAACGGUUCAACUGCACCUUGAAAACCAUGCUGCGCAAGUUUUCCCUAGAGGACCUGCGCCGUUGGGAUCAGUUGCUCCCAUCUCUGCUCCUGGCCAUCCACAAAGAAAAGACCACGUUUGCCAUCCCCAUGGGCCUCUACCAGUUCACUCAAAUGCCCUUCGGGCUCCAUGGUGCCCCAGCAACGUUCCAGCGGCUGAUGGACCGCCUCCUUCAACCUCAUAGAGAGUACGCAGCCGCAUACCUGGAUGAUGUUGUUAUUUACAGCUGCCAUUGGAAGAACCACCUGGAACAGGAAGCGGCCGUCCUGAGGUCCCUGCGGGCAGUGGGAUUAAUGGCCAAUCCAAAAAAAUGCCAUAUUGGGUGGCAGGAGGCCAUCCACCUGGGCGUCAAGUACGCCAGUUCCUCGGACUGGCGGGCUACUACCGAUUUCGCCUCCAUCGCAGCCCUGCUAAUGGGACUCUUGACCAAAGCUAUUCUCCAAUGUGUGGUGUGGACCCCGGAGUGUGACCGCGUCUUCCAGGCACUCAAAAACAAUCUCUGCCACAAGCCGUCCUAUACAGCCCCGACUUUAACCAAGAGUUCAUCCUUCAGACGGACGCCUCAGAGCUUCCAACCCGGCACCAUGAGUUUUGCCGAGCUCUUAGACCACGUUGGGGGGAUGGGUCGCUUCCAAAUAAUCUAUGUUAUCUUACUGGCUAUCCCAGUUUUCAUGAUGGCCAGCCAUAACCUCCUGCAGAACUUCACUGCUGCCACCUCUGAGCACCACUGCCAUGUCCAUAUCAACAUCAGCAACACUCCUGACACCAAUCUUACUGGAAAGCUCGCUGCCAAGGACCUCCUCAGGGUCUCAAUCCCCAUGGACAGCAAGCUGCAGCCAGAGAAGUGUCACCGCUUUGUCACUAUGCAGUGGCAGCUCCUAGACUCCAACGCCACAAUCACAAACCUGACCAAGCUGGAGACUGAACCUUGUGCUGAUGGGUGGGUGUACGACAAGAGCAUUUUCACCAGCACCAUCAUUACAGAGUGGGACCUGGUGUGUGACUUCCGGCAGCUGAAGCAGAUGGCUCAGUCCAUCUACAUGGCUGGGAUCCUGGUGGGAGGCAUCAUCUUUGGAGGUCUGUCAGACAGGUUUGGCCGCAGGUCUAUCUUAAUCUGGUGCUACUUUCAGAUGGCUGUCACAGGCACCUGCACUGCCUUCUCGCCCAGCUUCACUGCCUACUGCAUCUUCCGUUUCCUGACUGGAAUGGCCUUCUCGGGCAUUGUGAUGAACGGUGUCUCUCUGUCUGUUGAAUGGACACCCACCCGCACACGGGCCAUUGUGGGCACCACGUAUGGAUACUGCUACACAACUGGGCAGUUCAUUCUGGCUGGAAUGGCUUAUGCCAUCCCCAAUUGGCGCUGGCUGCAGCUUGUGGUGUCUUUGCCCUUUUUCAUCAUCUUCAUCUACUCCUGGUGGUUCGCAGAGUCCGCCCGCUGGCUCGUGAUAGCCGGCAGACCCGACGAGGCAGUGAAGCAGCUCCAGAGAGUGGCCAGGAUAAACAGGAAGAAGGAAGAAGGAGACAAACUCAACUCAGAGGUCUUGAGAUCCAAUAUGCAGAAAGAAAUAGCCUCUGCAAAGAGCAGCUAUACCUUCAUCGACCUGGUGCGGACCCCUGUCGUACGCCAGAUCUCCUUCUGCCUCAGCUUUGUAUGGUUCUCCACCAGCUUUGCCUAUUAUGGGUUGGCCAUGGACCUGCAGAAUUUUGGUGUCAAUAUCUUCUUGAUCCAGCUGAUCUUUGGAGCGGUUGAUUUCCCAGCGAAGUUCAUCUCAGUCCUCACAAUCAGCUUCGUCGGGCGCCGGUUCACACAGGCCUUGGCCCUCAUCCUGGCUGGACUCUCUAUCCUAGCCAACAUCUUUGUCCCACAAGAUCUGAAGACCCUGCGCACCGUUCUAGCUGUCUUUGGAAAAGGCUGUCUCGCUGCCUCCUUUAACUGCGUCUACCUCUACACGAGUGAGCUGUACCCCACAGUGAUUAGGCAGACCGGCAUGGGUUUGACCAACACCAUGUCGCGCCUGGGCAGCAUAAUUGCCCCAUUGGUAAAGAUGUUGGAGGAAUACAUUCCCUUCCUGCCACUGAUCAUUUAUGGAGCUGCCCCAAUCAUCUCUGGCGUUGCAGCAACCUUCCUGCCCGAGACGCUCAACGUGCCAUUGCCUGAGACCAUAGAGGAGGUGGAGACACGAUCCAGGCAUCUGAGAGAUGAAGAACAACAAAUGAAGAUCCUUCUGAAACCCACCAUGCCAGACCCAGCCAAGGAAGCCAGUUAAGGAAAGAAAAAAUGAGUAACUGUUGUAGGGUCUACGGGUAAAAUUUUCAAAAGUGCCUUAGGAACUAUGUUCCAUUUUCACCAGUGACUUAGCCACUUCCAUGCCUCAUCUACCUGAGCACUUCUGAAAAUCCCACUGGGCACUUAUCUGAAUCUCUU